Molecule: messenger RNA, 2181 nt
Organism: Penicillium soppii
Lineage: Eukaryota; Fungi; Ascomycota; Eurotiomycetes; Eurotiales; Aspergillaceae
Product: putative AAA family ATPase/60S ribosome export protein Rix7
Exons: 3
Coding region: 1-2181 (726 amino acids)
Biological process (GO): ribosome biogenesis
Cellular component (GO): nucleus
Molecular function (GO): ATP hydrolysis activity; RNA binding; ATP binding
Source: RefSeq, a predicted model, not a curated record
AUGCCUGCUAGGAAAGGAGGCAGGCCAACCCUCAGUCAGGGCUUGGACCGUGAAGUCUACCAAAUCGUGCGCAAGAUCAUUGACGACCAAGGUGACAAUGAGCGCAUCCGUCUAUCGGUCCAAUCUAUCUACGAAAUAAUCAAAAAAUCAAACUCGAGUUUGAACCGGAAACCAAAGAGAUUAAUCGAAGACAGCCUGGAGCGAGUAUUGGAAGUGGUCAAGGCUGAUAUUGGUGACGACGAUGAGGAUUCUGUGGAGGGGGAUUUCGAGGGUCUCGAGGAACCCCCCGCUGCGGAGCCCAAUGGAAUGAACCAAAGCCUUGUAGGCUCAUGGGCAACACCCAAAGCCAAAAAGCCCGAACCCGCUGCCGCACCGACUGCCUCGAAGAGAAGAAGAGACGGUGGAGAAUCUGCCUCCAAGCGUCGCAAGGCCGAGCCCGCGGAUCGAUCCCCGCCAACACAUGUCAGUCUCGCCGAUUUGGGUGGUCUGGACGAUGUGGUGCAAGAACUUGGAGACUUGGUCAUCCUGCCUAUGACCCGGCCACAGGUCUACCUUUCAUCCAAUGUGCAGCCGCCGCGCGGAGUUCUGCUACACGGUCCGCCGGGUUGCGGUAAGACGCUCAUUGCGAACGCUUUCGCCGCGGAGCUGGGCGUGCCUUUCAUCUCAAUCUCUGCACCUUCGGUGGUAUCAGGAAUGUCUGGUGAAUCCGAGAAAGCCCUGCGCGAGUACUUUGAAGAAGCCAAGCGUCUCGCCCCCUGUCUGAUUUUCAUUGAUGAGAUUGAUGCGAUUACGCCCAAGCGCGAGAGUGCACAGCGAGAGAUGGAGAAGCGAAUCGUUGCCCAGCUCCUGACCUGUAUGGACGAGAUCGCCCUCGAAAAGACAGAUGGAAAGCCCGUCAUCGUACUAGCGGCCACCAACCGCCCCGAUAGUCUCGAUGCCGCCCUGCGCCGCGGUGGACGUUUCGACAAGGAGAUCAACAUGACCGUGCCCUCAGAGCCGGUCAGAGAGCAGAUUCUACGAGCCCUCACCCGUAAAAUGCGUAUGGCAGAUGACAUCGAUCUCAAGACCCUCGCCAAGCGCACCCCUGGCUUCGUCGGCGCCGAUUUGAACGACCUCGUCUCAACGGCCGGUGCGGCAGCCAUCAAAAGAUACCUCGAAAUUCUUAAGUCCAACAGCGGCGAAGAAAUGGAAAUGGAAAUGGAUGUCGAAAGCGAGGACGUUAUCAGCCCUCGAGUCCGCGAGCUCCGCCGCCUAAUCAACCACGCCAAGGAAACACCCAUCGGCGAAGAAUCAGAAGUCGUCCUUGUCUCAAACGCAGAUUUCUUUACUGCCCUCCCCAAAAUCCAACCUUCCUCCAAACGCGAAGGCUUCGCCACAAUCCCCGACACUACCUGGUCUGAUAUCGGUGCUCUGGGCGGAAUUCGUGAGGAACUCGUCACUGCCAUCGUCGAACCAAUCAAGAACCCAGAUAUCUACGCAAACGUCGGUAUCACCGCACCGACGGGUGUUCUCCUCUGGGGACCACCGGGUUGCGGUAAAACGCUUCUGGCCAAGGCAGUCGCGAACGAGUCCCGCGCGAACUUCAUCAGCGUCAAGGGUCCAGAACUCCUCAACAAAUUUGUCGGAGAGUCCGAGCGCGCUGUUCGACAGGUCUUCAUGCGUGCGCGCUCGUCCAUCCCCUGUGUUAUCUUUUUCGACGAGUUGGACGCUCUGGUCCCCCGUCGUGAUGAUACACUUUCUGAAGCGUCCGCUCGCGUCGUCAACACAUUGCUCACCGAGCUAGACGGCCUAGGCAGUGCCCGACAAGGAAUUUACGUCAUUGCUGCCACGAAUAGACCUGACAUUAUUGAUCCGGCCAUGCUGCGUCCCGGUCGUCUGGAGACAUUACUCUUUGUCAACUUGCCUUCGCCGACGGAACGCGUCGACAUCUUGCAAACUCUUGUGCGGAACUUGGCUAUUGAGUUCUCUGAUGAGCUGCGCACACUUGCGGAGGAUUGUGAGGGAUUCAGUGGUGCCGAUUUGGGCAGUUUGUUGCGAAGGGCUGGAUACUCUGCUAUCAAGCGGAAAGAUACGAUUAAGUUUGAGGACUUUGUCAAUGCUAAGUCGUUUAUUCGGCCUAGUGUUACAGAUUUGAAAAAGUAUGAGAAGUUAAGGAGGGAUUGGAGCGGUGGUGUGAUUUGA